UCCCCUUAUUUUUAGGUCUAUGUGACUGCUGAUUUGUCUUGUAUGACAUUAUAGAAGAUUUUAUUCUCAUAAACUAUUGUGACUUUAAUUAUAACUUUAUAACAAUGAGGUUAUUUCGAAGGAACUAUGGACCGCUCAAGCUGGCUAUGGUGGGCAUUGUUUUUGUGAUAUUUGUGUUCAUCAUGCACAAAGAUGUUGGGAAUGAAACGAAAGAUGACCCUUGGAUAAGAAACAUAGUUGUGAGAAAAGAUCAAAUGAUUGAUAUGAUGAUGGGGGCUGUGAACAAUUUAAAGGAUUCUAUGCCAAAGCUCCAAAUUAUGCCCCCUGUUCAAGAAGCAGCACCUGUAGAGGACAAAAAGUCAUGCCUACCUGGGUAUUACACACCAGCAGAACUUCAAUCAUUUAUGGAGAGACCACCACAAGAACCAAAUAGCCCAGGUGCUGAUGGGAAAGGAUUUAAAAAGGACAGCUGGACCGAAGAGGAGGCAAAAGAAAAAGAAAAAGGAUUUGACAAACAUUGCUUCAAUGCAUAUGCCAGCGAUAGGAUUUCCCUUCACAGAGCCUUGGGCCCUGACACCAGACCUCCAGAGUGCAUUGAGCAGAAGUUCAAGCGCUGCCCUGCCCUGCCCACAACCAGUGUUAUAAUUGUCUUUCACAAUGAGGCUUGGUCAACUCUUCUUCGUACAGUGUAUAGUGUUUUAUACACCUCACCAGCCAUCCUGCUGAAAGAGAUCAUUCUAGUAGAUGAUGCCAGUGAAGAUGAAUAUCUGAAGGAAAAGCUGGACGACUACGUAAAGUCAUUACAGAUUGUGAAAAUUGCAAGACAGAAAGAGAGAAAGGGAUUAAUUACAGCAAGGUUGCUGGGUGCCGGCAUUGCCACGGGUGAAGUGUUGACCUUCCUGGAUGCCCACUGUGAAUGUUUUCACGGUUGGCUGGAACCUUUGUUGUCAAGAAUUGCAGAAGAUCACACUGCUGUUGUCAGUCCAUCCAUCACAAGCAUAAACCUUAACAACUUUGAAUUUGCCAAACCCGUCCCAUAUGACAAAAUGAACAUCCGCGGAAAGUUUGACUGGAGUUUGUCGUUCGGCUGGGAAACAAUUCCUGAAGCUGAUGCGGAAAUGAGAAAGAAUGAAACCUACCCCAUCAAGACUCCUGCAUUUGCCGGAGGUCUGUUCUCCAUAUCCAAAGCCUACUUUGAACACAUUGGCUCCUAUGAUGAAGAUAUGGAAAUCUGGGGAGGAGAAAAUGUGGAAAUGUCUUUUAGGGUCUGGCAGUGUGGCGGGCAGCUGGAAAUUAUUCCUUGUUCUGUGGUCGGUCAUGUUUUCCGCACAAAGAGUCCUCAUAGUUUCCCCAAGGGUAUCCAGGUAAUCAUCAGGAACCAGGUGCGCCUGGCAGAGGUGUGGAUGGAUGACUACAAAUUAAUAUACUACCGGAGGAUUGUGGAUGCUGCAAAAAUAGUUAAAGAGAAAUCCUUCGGGGAUGUUUCUAAAAGACUCAAGUUGAGAGCAGACUUGCACUGUAAGAAUUUCACAUGGUACCUUGAAAAUAUCUAUCCUGAAUUGUUUGUACCUGACCCGCAUCCUAUAUAUUCCGGUGGGGUUAUAAAUGAAGGGACACAGAACUGCCUUGAUGUGGGGGAGAACAAUGGUGGUGAAAAGCCACUAAUAAUGUAUCCAUGCCACGGAAUGGGUGGCAACCAGUACUUCGAAUAUAGCACACACAAGGAGCUGCGCCACAACACAGAAAAAGCGCUAUGUCUGCGUUCCAAAUAUGGUCCAGGGUACGUGUCGAUGGAAGAGUGCCAGUACAAGGGAAAACAGACAACUGUGCCAGACAAUGAAGAAUGGCACUAUACAAAGGAUCAUUUAUUUAAAAAUGUGGGUUCCAAUAUGUGUUUGACAGCACAAGGCGAUCACCCGUCCACUGCAGAAUGCAACCCUGCAGACAUUCACCAACGCUGGAGUUUCAAUUAACUCUUUGAACUGAUGGGUGAUAGUAGUUCCAGCAACC
Molecule: messenger RNA, 2010 nt
Organism: Xenopus laevis (African clawed frog)
Lineage: Eukaryota; Metazoa; Chordata; Amphibia; Anura; Pipidae
Gene: galnt6.2.S
Product: UDP-N-acetyl-alpha-D-galactosamine:polypeptide N-acetylgalactosaminyltransferase 6 (GalNAc-T6), gene 2 S homeolog
Exons: 10
Coding region: 105-1973 (622 amino acids)
Source: RefSeq, a predicted model, not a curated record